AUGGGUGUCCUAUGCGUCACGCAAAAGACUUUAGAGAGCCCAAAGUCUAUACUCCUUGACACCAAUAGCUUAUCUUCUGAUGAAAUGAGCCAUAUCACAGUCUCGGAAGAGUACACGUCCUAUGGACUGAGCGAAAAUGGUUCCGAUUGGAAUAAAGUUCGAAUACGAAAUUCUAAGGAAUGUAUCGAUUAACAUGAAACUCUAGAAAAAGUAAAGUUUUAUAAUUUCUCCUGGAUAAGGGACAGCAAGGGAUUUUUCUAUGGUCGGUAUAAUGAUCAAGACUGAAAGAUUGAUGGAUCAAAGACAAAGCUGGCUGAAAAUCAAAAACUGUAUUACCAUCUACUAAGAGAGAACCCAAACUAAGAUAUAUUGAUCACAUAGUUCCCUAAACACUCGUCUUGGCGUUUCAAAACUGAUGUUUCAGACUGCGGAAUAUAUCUGAUCUUAUCUAUUAGUCACAUCGUUCGGAACAAUAUGAUAUACUAUGCUGCAUUAGGAUCGAAAGAGAAAAAGGUUAUCCAACUAGAACUUAAGCCCAUUAUAAUUACAUUUGAGGCUGAUUUUGAUUAAAUAACCAAUGAGGAUUUUGAUUCGUACUUCCGCACAAACAAUGAUGCUCCUAAUUACCAGGUGAUUGUGAUUAAUGUUAAUGGUCAUGUAGAUGCAAAUUUGACCACCUUAAUACCCGAGCAUGAGAAAGAUGUUUUGGAGCGGGCCAAGUGCAUUGAUGGAGGCUCGCCAUUUCAAUACAGCGAUUUUAAAAAAGCUCAUCCCACAAUUUGGCCUGGAUAUUAG
This is a messenger RNA of Drosophila teissieri, 795 nucleotides long. RefSeq names its product prolyl endopeptidase. NCBI's taxonomy places the organism in Eukaryota, Metazoa, Arthropoda, Insecta, Diptera, Drosophilidae. Gene Ontology annotation, molecular function: serine-type endopeptidase activity; oligopeptidase activity. The record is from RefSeq and is a predicted model, not a curated record. Gene Ontology annotation, cellular component: cytosol.